Molecule: messenger RNA, 1357 nt
Organism: Lolium perenne
Lineage: Eukaryota; Viridiplantae; Streptophyta; Magnoliopsida; Poales; Poaceae
Product: ethylene-responsive transcription factor 5-like
Biological process (GO): ethylene-activated signaling pathway; regulation of DNA-templated transcription
Molecular function (GO): DNA binding; DNA-binding transcription factor activity
Source: RefSeq, a predicted model, not a curated record
CCCUGGUUUUGUCCUCAGUUCACCCGAACAGAACACACCUGCAAACGAGAGGUGCGCCCCCACCAGUAAGCAACAUGGAGUACGCCGGAGAAGUCGAUGACUUCGAUCUGGACAUCAUCCGCCAGCACUUGCUCGGCGCCGUCGGUAGUUUCUCGGGGUCGUCGGCUAGCCAUCAGCAUCAGGGUCCAUUCUGCGACGACAUCAACUUCCCCGUGCUGCCACCACCUUCUACGGCGGAACCGGCAGCGUACCAGCCCAUGUCGUUCUUCCCGCAGCAGCAGAUGCAGGGCUACGUAGACCUGCAACGGGAGUACGUGAACACCUCUGCGCCAGGGGCCGAGACAGCGGUGUUCCGACCGCCGGAGCCGCUAGCACCGGCGCCGGUGAUGAUGAUACAGUUCGGCGGCGAGCCAUCUUGUUUCUUAACUCCAUCUCCUGUUGCCGUGAGGGUGCCGGCGCUAACCAUCUCCGUGCCUGCCCACCCGGGCUCGUUCGGGUGGCCUGCCGCGCCAGCGGCACCACCGGCCGCGGCGGAGGACUUCCGCAAGUACCGUGGCGUGCGGCAGCGUCCGUGGGGCAAGUACGCCGCCGAGAUCCGCGACCCUAAACGCCGGGGCUCCCGCGUCUGGCUCGGCACCUACGACACCUCCAAGGAGGCCGCGCGCGCUUACGACCGUGCCGCGUUCCGGAUGCGCGGCGCGAAAGCCAUUCUCAACUUCCCCAACGACGUCGGCACGCGUGGCGCCGAGCUGUGGGCACCGCCGCCUCCAGCUCCCACCUCACAGACUGCCGGCAGCGCGACGAACAAACGUAAGAGAUUGCAGGAGGAGGAAGAGGAGCUUGAUGUGGAGGUGAUAGAAGUUGUAAUAAACAAGGCCGUCAAGACCGAGGAGCCGUCGCCGUCGUCGGCCCAGGUGUCGCUGGACACACCCUCGUCCAUGUCGACGUGGACAGCAUCUUCGACGGUGACUUCCGCGGCUUCGACGCCGGAGGGAGGGUUUCCUCCGACGCCAUCGAGCUCCGGCUGGGACCAGUACUGGGAGGCCUUGCUCGGAUGCAUGCCGCUGCUGUCGCCCCUGUCGCCGCACCCGACGUUGGGGUUCCCGCAGCUGACGGUCAGUUAAGAGACAGUUUACUGCGGUUCAGGUGUGGUUAACCAGUAAGCAGCAUGUUUCAUCAGGGACACACUUCUUUGGAGGUCUAUGAUCAGCUGGGAUACACUUCUUUGAAGCUGGGACAUGCAUGGAGAUCGAUCGAUCGAUGAUUGUAAAGAAUUAAUAAGCAAAAGAUGUGAUGUAUAGCUUGAUAUGUACGUUGAUGUAAAUGUAAACUAAUUAAAGUUAAACUUGUUUAGCGA